AUGUCCGAGGCUGACAAAAUCAGGAGUGUCUUCGAAGGGAUAGAAAACGAUGCUUGCCACAUGGUGCUUGCCAAGAAUCCUCAGUCCAUCACAAACAUCAUCACUAUCAUGGACAUGGAGGUAUUCAGGUUCCUGAACUUUGCCGAAGAGCAGUUCGAGGACGACCUAGAGUGGCUCGAGAGGGCCGCCUUUGUCGCCCGGGAUGUAAUGAAGAUGCCUUUACUGCUCGACCCAUGUACGCAGCAAAACGAAGGAGGUGCCCGCUGCUGGAUGUUGACUCAUACGGAAAAGUUGAACAAGCUCCUGAACCCCUUCGGCAUUGACUUUGACGAACUGCGCGAAGGCAGCCUAGACUUUAACAUGAUCCGUGACGAUCCCAUGGCUCCGUACGACCCCAAAGCUGCGGUGCUCUUCUUGGCUACAUUGUGGUUUCUGCGCGAGCACCACUGUUUCUCGGGUGUCAGCCUGAACGUGUCAGUGCUGGAGCGCUUUCACCCGGUGCAGUUCCUGCAACACAUCACUUUCUCCAAGCGGAUUGUCACGGCCCACUUGACCGGCGUCGAGGGAAUCGAGCUCCCGUUCGAAGUGUGCCCUCUGGUUCGGCUGCUCGACCACACGGAGCUGCUUACGCACGUCAGCCUCGACAGGUUCUUUAAGGUCUCCCUUGUUGUGGAAUACUAUGAUGUUCGUAUUCCUCCACUUCUCCGGGACCCUUGA
This is a messenger RNA of Dermacentor andersoni, 717 nucleotides long. RefSeq lists its product as uncharacterized. NCBI's taxonomy places the organism in Eukaryota, Metazoa, Arthropoda, Arachnida, Ixodida, Ixodidae. The record is from RefSeq and is a predicted model, not a curated record.